AUGCUUUGGUGCAUAAUUUCAGGUUGGUCACAUGGUAGGUGGAGAGUCAAAAGAAAUUCCUUAGUGUUGGGAACAACCGGACUUAGGCGAUUUGAGCACAGAGAGUUGGCCAGGGCAACAAACAAGUUCUCGGAGAAAAGCAAGCUUGGAGUCGGUGCCUUUGGUGCAGUAUAUAAGGGGAGUUACAAGGAUGAGGAAGGCAGGCAAUUAGAAGUUGCUGUGAAGAAAAUAAAGCAGACUGCAGGAAGGGAUUUCAGCGACGAACUCAAGACGAUUAGUGCAACGAGGCACAUGAAUCUAGUCGAGCUGAAAGGUUGGUGCUGCAGCCGAAACAAAUCAGCCUGUGUCGGUUUCUGCUGUUGCGGUUGUCGGCAAAAGGUCAAAUGUUUCCUUGUAUAUGAAUUGGUACCUAACGGCGACCUGGAGUACCACCUGAAGAAUGUUCUACCAUGGGAGAAGAGGUACAAAAUAGCAAAGGGGAUAGGGUCUGGUAUAACUUAUCUCCACCACGGAUGCAAGCGGUGCAUCUUGCACAGAGAUAUCAAACCAAGCAACAUACUCUUGGACAAUGAGUUCAACCCCAAGCUUGGUGACUUCGGGCUAUCGAGGAUCACUGACAAGGAUAGUACCAUGCUGAUGACAACUGCUGUCGGGACGUUGGGGUACAUGGAUCCACAAUGCAUUAAAGAUGGGGAGGUAGAGUACAACUGUAGGUCCGACGUCUACAGCUUUGGAAUUGUUCUACUAGAGAUUGCAUGUGGAAAGAAGCCCAGGGAGCAAAUCCAGCUGGAGGAGCUGAGGAGCAGCGGAACUGAAGCCCAGUUUCUGGAGAAUGUCGCUGAUGCCAAACUAAAUGGCGACUAUAACAUGAAAGAGAUGCAGCGCAUGGUUUUCCUGGGACUCAGGUGCUCUCACCCAGUUAGGCAACAACGUCCUUACAUGAAGGAUGCAAUGAAAUACCUGGAGGACGGCAUAGAGUUGCCUGCUAUAACUGAAAGACAGAGCCACCAGGGUGCAUAUGGCACUAUUUGCUCUGACGAGCAGGCACUUAUGUCACCUAGUGCUGUGUCUUCCUGUUAG
This is a messenger RNA of Triticum turgidum subsp. durum (durum wheat), 1080 nucleotides long. The record is from the annotation of a GenBank genome assembly. NCBI's taxonomy places the organism in Eukaryota, Viridiplantae, Streptophyta, Magnoliopsida, Poales, Poaceae.